AUGUCCUCAGAUUCGAAGCCAGACAUAUUUACUUACGCCGACUUUGACCUUCAAGCUUUGUGUCAUAAAGCGAGCACACUACGGCAGGGUGUUUCGUGUGUCUGUAGGCCUGAUCAACGACCUUGCUCGGGAAGUUUCAACUGGGCUAUCUUCAUUUCGUUUGAAGAUGGGAUACGAUGGGUCUUCAGAUCCCCACACCCCAGACCAUUCAUAUCAAUAGAAAUAGGCAUGAAGCUACUGGCUAGUGAAGCUACCACACUCCGAUAUCUUAGAGCUCACAGCGACGUGCCGGUCCCAGAAGUAUACAAUUAUUAUGCAUCAUCCGAGAAUGAUAUCGGGGUACCCUUCAUUAUUAUGAGUGAAACGCAGGGGCAGCUAUUGUCAAAAAUUUGGAGACCAGCUAGUUCUCCUCAACUCGACCUAGAUACUCCCAGCAAGGCUAGAAUGCUUAUCUAUUACGAUUUAAAAAAAAUCGGCUUACUCUUUGAAAAAGAUAGGUCCUUCGAAAUUAAGACAUGCCUCUCGCGCGGUCAUAUAUUAUAUGGACGAUAUAAUUUAAAGAUCCUGUGUGGCUCUUUUACUUCUGAGACAGAAUUCUAUAACAGCCUUAGCGACUUUAUAACUGCCAAACGCAAACCCGACUCGUUAAAAAAUAGAUUGGAUUAUAUAAUUGCAGCUAACACUCUCCGCGACAUUAUACCCAGACUUAAAUUUUUAGCUGUCAAUCCGAAGACGUUGCCUCCAGAGUUAGUUGUACCUUUUAUAAACGGUUUUAUUACUGCUAUACCGGGGUCGAUCGAAAAGAGUUUAAUCCACAAAUAUCGCGAAUCACUUGAGCGGGCCCAAGUCUCUUGGAGACUGAGUCGACUCUUGAACCUUGACUCUAUAAUGGAUAUAAAACAAUACUUCUUACAACAGCGGCGUUCCCCUCACUAUAUCCAGCUGUAUAAUGAAGUCCAAGAAAAGAAUCAGCCGCUCUCGAAAAUUGAAAAGGACGAAAAAGGAUAUUUUCAAAACAAGGUCAUCAUAAAUACAAUAGCUAAGAAGCUUACGCUCGUGUCCGAAUGGAAAACAAAAUAUACUGCCAACAACCCACCCAAGCUUCAGAGAGAUAUGUUUGUCGCUUCUCCCAACUUGUGGAAGUGGAUCCAACGGUUUAUGCAGGACUGGGAAGAUAUGCUUGAUACGUCCACCAAAGAAUCACGAUUUUAA
Messenger RNA from Aspergillus pseudonomiae, 1212 nucleotides. RefSeq names its product phosphotransferase family protein. The record is from RefSeq and is a predicted model, not a curated record. NCBI's taxonomy places the organism in Eukaryota, Fungi, Ascomycota, Eurotiomycetes, Eurotiales, Aspergillaceae. The coding region runs from base 1 to 1212 and encodes 403 amino acids. Gene Ontology annotation, cellular component: mitochondrion. The transcript is spliced from 6 exons.